AUGGCUUCCCACCCGCGCGUGAGGCGCAACGGCUCCCCAACGCCCGCCGCCGCCGCCGCCUCCCUGGGGGGAGGGGGAGUCGCGGCGGCGGCGCCAGGCGGGGCGGCGGCGGCGGCGGGCAACAGCGGCGGCCGCCUCCAGCCGAUGCGGGCCACGGUGCCUUUCCAGCUCAAGCAGCACGGCAGCCCCACCCGGAACGGCGGGGGAGGAGGAGGAGGAGGAGGCGUCCCUCGGGCGGCGGCGACGGCGGCGCCUCCCCCUCCCUCGCGCGCCGCCAGCCCCACGCGCCCGGCGCCGGGCAACGGCAGCGGCCCCGCCGUCGCCACGCAGACGCCGGCCGGGUCGGCCUCGGCCUCCUCCUCGUCGCCGUCUGCGGCCCGCGGCAGCCCCACGCGGGCGGCGGGGUCGCCUCGGGGCCCCCAGCUGCCGCCGCCGCCCCCGCCGCCGCCCCCCCUGGCGGCCUCCAGCCCCUCGCCCUGCUCCUCGCCCGUCUCGCCGCCCCUGCCCGAGGGCAGCGCCUGCGCCCCGGCCCCCUCGGGGGGCAGGACCCGGCACCGCCAGAGGCGGCGCUCCCCGGAGCAGAGCAGGGCCUCCCCCGAGCGGAAGAGCCCCGCCUCCCCCGGCUGCAAAGUUGAUAAACCGCGGCCGCCAUCCUCCAGCCCUUCCACUGUUUCUCGCCGCACACCUUCUCUAGACAUAUUAGCUGCUCCAUACCUUGCUGGACAAUGGCCUCGUGAGAAUCACGGACAAGCGGCACCUUGCAUGAGAGACAAGGCGACACAGACUGAGAGUGCUUGGGCUGAAGAGUAUUUGGAAAAGAAGAAAGGCUCUCAUAAGCGUUCAGCAUCUUGGGGCAGCACAGACCAACUCAAGGAGAUUGCCAAGCUACGGCAGCAGCUGCAGAGGAGCAAGCACAGCAGCAGGCACCACCGCGAGAAAGAGCGGCAGUCUCCAUUCCAUGGCAAUCACGCAGCCAUUAACCAAUGCCAGGCCCCCGUCCCAAAGAGUGUACUAGUCCCUGUGAUACCAAUUGCCAAGUCAACAGGCUCACGUUUCCGCAACAGCAUAGAGGGACUUAAUCAAGAGAUUGAAAUAAUCAUAAAGGAGACGGGAGAGAAGGAGGAACAGUUAAUCCCGCAGGAUAUUCCAGAUGGGCAUCGAGCUCCUCCGCCUCUGGUGCAGCGCAGCAGCAGCACUCGAAGCAUCGACACCCAGACUCCCGGAGGAGCGGAGAAGGGCAGUAACAACAGCAGCCGGUCCCAGUCCGUGUCCCCCAGCUCUUUCCUGGCCAUCUCCAACGAGGGCAGCGAGGAGAGCCCGUGCUCUGCCGAUGACCUGCUUGCAGAUUCCAGAGAUAAAGAGAAUGGAAACAACUCCCCGCUGCCCAAAUACGCCACGUCGCCAAAACCCAACAAUAGCUACAUGUUCAAACGUGAACCUCCCGAGGGCUGCGAGAAGGUGAAAGUGUUUGAGGAAAGCUUGCCAAAACCCUUACAUGAAAUUCCACCUUUUUACUGUCCCGACAAGAACAAAGUCAACUUUAUUCCGAAAAGCGGUUCUGCUUUCUGCCUGGUCAGCAUCCUCAAACCCCUUCUUCCCACCCAAGAUCUUACUCUCAAGGGUGCUAGUCAUAAUCUGACCGUCACAUCUGGGAUGACGCCCGCUUUGCUGCAGCCAAUUGCUAUGGCUUCCCUGUCUGCUGGUGCAGACCAAGACCGGCUUUCUCGUGGCCCAAGUAAAAUCAUACCGCAGAUGUCCGUGUUCCAGCCGUCAGGACAUAGUGAAGAAGCUGAAGGAUAACUUGCGG
This is a messenger RNA of Euleptes europaea (tarantolino), 1807 nucleotides long. It is a transcript of the gene FAM117B, whose product is annotated as family with sequence similarity 117 member B. Bases 1 to 1800 code for a protein of 599 amino acids. The record is from RefSeq and is a predicted model, not a curated record. Lineage: Eukaryota; Metazoa; Chordata; Lepidosauria; Squamata; Sphaerodactylidae. The transcript is spliced from 8 exons.